Molecule: messenger RNA, 1520 nt
Organism: Cheilinus undulatus (humphead wrasse)
Lineage: Eukaryota; Metazoa; Chordata; Actinopteri; Labriformes; Labridae
Product: T-cell surface glycoprotein CD3 delta chain-like
Exons: 6
Coding region: 123-650 (175 amino acids)
Biological process (GO): cell surface receptor signaling pathway; positive thymic T cell selection
Cellular component (GO): external side of plasma membrane; alpha-beta T cell receptor complex
Molecular function (GO): transmembrane signaling receptor activity
Source: RefSeq, a predicted model, not a curated record
CACACACAAGCACACACCUGCAGACAAAGUUCUACACAAGGCGAAGGCUUCAAGUUUUGACUCCAGGAACACGGCAGCUCUUUACAGCUCCAAGUCGCUGAUCUCUAAGACAUAAACACACGAUGAAGAGUCAGAUAGUUAUUCCAGCCUGUUUGCUUCUGCUUUGGACUCUUGCAGGAGCAGAAAUAGUCCCUGAGGUGAAACCUGCCCAAGGAGGCAUAAGGUUGUCUUGUGGUAAAGGAAAUAAAAUAGAAGACAUAAAAGGUGGCCCUCCCACUGAGUCCCUGACAUUGUCAUACAGAGACGAUCACACAGGAGAGUACACAUGCGUGUCUGUCAGUGAGUCAGUCGAAAAAUCAAUGAUCUUUGUGAAAUUUCGGACCUGUGACAACUGCAUAGAGCUCGAUACGGGUGCAAUAGUAGGAAUGGCUGUCGGAAACGUCGUGGCUACGAUCGUGGUGGGAGUGGCUGUCUACCUCGUCGCAUCUCAGUCUCGGAAUGGUCCAGUCACCUCUAACAAGAAAAGCUCUGACAGACAGCAUCUCGUCCCAAAUGAAGAGAGAGGCAGAGCUUCUAAUGACCAUUACCAGCCUCUGAAACCCAAAGGUGGUCAGAAAGACACGUAUGACGUGCUGACUAACAGAAGAUAGAUGGCUGGUGGUCUGCUGUGAAGCCCCUCCUGCUUCAAACAUACACCCCACAAACCAUGAAGAGAGCAUUGUUGUUUACUUUGAAUCGGCUCAUGUUUAAUUGCUUUUGUAUUAUAUUAUAUUUUCCUGCUUUGGCUGUCCUCCUCUUUUAUUUUCCUUCUGUUUAUAACCAGUGACCUUUUUUUCAAACUGUGUUCCUCUGUUGUUUAUAUUUUUGAUCGCCUUUUAAUCCACAUGAUAUUUUCAAGACAGUGUGGCUAAAGACUGCAGAUCUCAGAUGCCCCCUCUUGCAGACCAUACAUGUUAAAAUUUUCAAAAUAAAAUCAUAUCAAAGGUCUGUGCUCCACAGCUGAAUCCAUCUCAAUAUUUUUGUAUUUUGUUGUUUUCCAAUAUCAUAUGUACAGUUACUAAAGAUAUUAAUGUUUAAUUCAUGAUGAUACAAUAAUACACAAUAAAAGAUUACAAUUUUCUUCUUGUCAUGUUGGUAGCUGUUACUUUGGUGGUGACAUAUCUCACCGGUUUUGAAGCUAAUAAAAGCACAGGAGGAAACUGACUUGUGGAACUGCAGGACUGACAUGACACCCCUUCUGCUGAUUAAAGCACCUGUUAAACAAUAAAAAGUCAAAGAUCUCUCAGGUCACUUCAGUUGACAGUAGGGCAAAUACUGGACGCAGACAGUCAUAGCUUUGAUUCUAUAACUGCAUUGUAAGUUUUCAUUAGGUUUUUAUCUCUUGCUGUCCCUUCUCUUCUCUGCCAUUUCUGUUGAAAAAGCUGUUAAGAUCGUUAUUUAGCUGUCGUUCAUGACAUUAAAUCUGUUUUCUUUUGAACAUUUCAAAUAAUCAAAACAAACCUACUAAUAAAAAUGAACAU